CUGUGCGACUGUUUUCAUACUGGCUUAAACCCGUCUAGUACACUAUUGUGACAUGUUAUGUUGACAAGAGGUAAUUCAACUGAAAGAAAAUCAGAAUCGACUGGAGCUUACGAAGUCCAGAAGAACAUGGGUGACCGCUCAAAGAUCCAUGUCUUCCUCGGGGCUCCUCCUCCUCCUCCCUCCUCCAGCCCAGACUCAGUGUCUGAAGCUGAUAUUCAGGGUGAGGACAGCCUCCCCACCGGCUGGAGACGCAUAGAGCUCACCUGGAUGGAUGGACGACUGCAGCCUGCAGCAGAAGCUGAGCGUCAGGUGUCAGACAGACACACAAACCGAACCACAGUGGGUUUACCAGGCCUGGAUCUUCACACAAACCCUCAUCAGAAGGAUCUGUCCUCAGAGGCUGACUUGACCUCAGAGGUGUCACAAAGACCAGCAGGAUCAGGCUGCAACUUUAAGAACAAAACUGAGGAGUCCAGGUGUGGCACUCACAGGCCUGUAGAAUGCCACCUUAGCCAAAACAGAGAAUCAAACAGUGAAAUGGAAGAUGAGUGUUCCGCUUCCAUUCAGGAGUAUCUGGACAGCUGUUUCCCUGCAGCUCAGCCAAAUGUUGAACCUCCGCAUGUUUCCUCAGCAGUCACCCCUCCUGUGUCCGUCCACACCCAGUACCUCACCACAUGGACUCUGAGUCAGGCUUUAAUUCUGAAGGGGAGGCGUGAUGUGCAAUCAGCAACCAGCCCGCAGAAAACCCAACAGACACACCCCCAAACCCCACCCUCGGCCUCCUCCAGCACCCCAGAACUCUUCAGUCCUGCAACACCCUCACCUGUGGCCUCUGCUGAGCUCUUCAGCCAGCCCUGGAACACCCCGAGGGUGGAGGAAGGGGGCAUUGUCCUGGAAACCACCAUAGGUGGGGGGUUGCUCUGCUCCCAGGAGACAGAACAACAGGAGACACUGACUGCCAAGUCACCUGACUGCAAGAGAUCUCGUUUGUCUGAGGAGUCCAGGACUGAAGCACCUGUAAACAAGGACCGCCUCACUGAGCCCCGCAGGCCCACCACACUUCUGGUUCAGUGUGACAAGUCAGGUGUUCGGUAUUCCAUUUUAGUGGCAGUUGUCCAUCCCUGUCACUUGAGGGAGGUUAAGGUGAGAUCGGGACCGUCAGCGGGGACCCUCGUUCCUCUUGCAUCUAUCAUAGUGACAGACCAAUCAUGCAUCGACAUGAAGGUGGUGUUCUGGCGCCGCGCAGCAUUCUGGGCCUUGACCGUCCGUCCUGGAGACAUUCUGCUCAUCACAGGACUGCAGGUCCAUGAAGACAGGUGGAGAGGAGAGACGGUGCUGCAGUCGACCUACUGCAGCAAACUGCUCAACUUGGGACAGGUCACGACCUCCACCUCCCCUGCAGUCUAUCAGCAGGUUAACGCCCACUCUCUCAGCUCUCUGUGUGCCUUUCUCCGGGAGCGCCGGCCCCUGCUCGUGUCUCUGUCCCGUCAUCCCCCUCAGAAUGUGAGCCGCCUCGCCUACACCACCCUGAGGUCGCUGAGGGCCAACACGCUGGUGCACGCGCUGCUGCGUGUCACACACACACACAUCAGCACAGCAUGGCACAGCCAGGCAGAGUCUCACCACAGGUCGGCUGCUCAGCUCCAGGCUAUUGUAACUGUGGAGCAGCCAGGGGGUCAGCAGGGGGCGCUGCUGCUGUGGGGAGCAGCGGUGGACUGGCUGCCUCGCCUCAGUGCAAACAGAGCGACUGUGUGGGACUUUCGCGUCCUCUUGGUGAGGGAGGGUUUGACCUCUGACCUCCCUGAGCUGCACUCCACCCCAUGGAGCUCCGUACAGCCUUUAGAUCCAGCAGAUCCCCGCAUGCAGGCCUUUCUUCUGCCAAGACUCACUCAAAGAGGAAACAGCAGCAGUUUAGAACUGGACCUGGAAACCCUCUUGUCCCAGAAAUACAGCGGUGAGGUGGAACUGAGAGUCCAGGUCAAUGCUUUUCACUUCCAGGAUGUCCUACUUUCCCAGAAUGCACCUCAGCCCGUCCUGGAUAGCUCCACUCCACUGGCUGAUAUCCUGGCAGCUCUAGGAGCAGAUGUCUCCUACACUGGUUGUGGCCGUUGUGCUGCUGAGCUCGAUACUGACGCCAACGGUAUCUACAGCCCAUGUUAUCCCUGUCUCCCCCACACCUCUGUGCGCCGCUACUACAGGCCAGGUGUGCUGACAGUAAGUGGGCGGAACAACAGUCAGGUGUGUGUUCAGGUUCCUCCUGUUCAGAUGCAGAAAAUACUCAACGCUCCACCCGAUAAACUCCACAAAGCUCAGGAUCAGAAGUUAAGUACAUCCAGCUGGCAGCAGAACGGAUCCAGGUCCUCCUCUCCAUCCCAAAGAAGACCUUCACCAUCACUAUCCAGAGCUACUUCCUGUGCGAUGAGAACAGCAUCCCCAUCACUCAGGACUUUACGUUGCUGGACCUUCAGUUCCCUCAGUGACGGAUUGAAAACAGCCCAGGAGUUAGUCUUAUUCAGUUUUCAUUUAUUGUUUCGGAUACAGAACUUUCAAGCACAAAACUCAACAGAUUUAUGCUGCAAAAAAAAGACAUUAAAGCAUCUCUACUUGCUACUGUCAUAGGAAGAAGAACCAUGGAGGUAAAACGACAUUCUUAAAUGAGCAGCAGCCAGACUUUUACAGUUAUUUAUGUGCAACAGGAUGAAAGGAAACAAGAGCAGAAGGAUGAAGAAUGACAUGUAGCGGGUCUUCAUGAUGGACCACCACCUGACCGCUGUAAACCUGAUGGUGCAACUUUAAAGUGCAUGUCAUUGCUUCCUCUGUUGAAGAACUGAUUCUGAAGCUGCUCAAAGUAAAUGAAUUCCUUCCAUAUUUUAGCCAAGAUAUAUGGUCCAUGUAUGAAAUUCACAUUAAAACUAUAGGACAAGACUAUUGUAAGAUAUCAUAUAGUGGUUUCUGAAACAGGAUGUACUGAAAAUGUGUAUUGUUUGAUAGUUACAAUUUGUAGUUUUGAAAUAAAAUGCACUUGUUUGUUAA
Messenger RNA from Sphaeramia orbicularis (orbiculate cardinalfish), 3033 nucleotides. It is a transcript of the gene shld2, whose product is annotated as shieldin complex subunit 2. Gene Ontology annotation, biological process: regulation of double-strand break repair via homologous recombination. Gene Ontology annotation, cellular component: site of double-strand break; nucleus. Lineage: Eukaryota; Metazoa; Chordata; Actinopteri; Kurtiformes; Apogonidae. Bases 58 to 2619 code for a protein of 853 amino acids. The transcript is spliced from 12 exons. The record is from RefSeq and is a predicted model, not a curated record.